ACAAUGAAAUUUUCAUCCAUAUCUAAGCAUCUCUGCAUAUUAAAAAAGUUAAGGGGACAUAUUGAGAAAAGAAGAAAGAAAUAGCAAAAGAGAUGCUAGUUUCUGUAUUUUUUGGUGGGUGUUUGGUGUUGUUCUUAUAUGUUUAUGAAUACUUAAUAAUGAAGCCAAAAAGGCAAAGAUCAAAGCUUGAGAAACAGGGAAUCAGAGGGCCUUGCCCUUCAAUUUUCUUGGGAAAUAUUCCAGAAAUCAAGAAUAUCCAUCUCAAGCUUCACUCAAAAUCAACAGAAACGGCAAUAGAGGCUCACCAUGAACAAGAGCAAGAGCAACCCAUUAUUUCAAAUAAUAUUUCCCAUGAUUGGCCUUCUACCAUCUUCCCUCAUCUCAAGCAGUGGCAAACUCAAUAUGGGCCAGUUUUCAUGUAUUCAACUGGAAGCAUACAGAUAUUAUGCAUCACUGAUGCAGAGAUGGUGAAGGAAGUUAGCCUGUGCACAUCGUUGAACUUAGGAAAGCCUUCUUAUCUAUCCAAGGAUCGUGGACCGCUGUUGGGCCAGGGUAUUUUAGCUACAAGUGGAUCCAUAUGGGCUCAUCAAAGGAAGAUUAUUGCUCCGGAGUUAUACCUUGAUAAGGUUAAGAGCAUGGUGAACCUAAUGGUGGACUCUACAACAUCAUUACUAGAAUCUUGGGAGAGCAGAAUCAAAAGUGAGGGAGAAAUUGCAGACAUUAAUAUAGACCAAGAUUUGAGAAGUUUGUCCGCCGAUAUUAUCUCAAGAGCCUGUUUUGGUAGCAAUUUUUCUCAAGGAAAACAAAUUUUCUCAAAAAUCAGGAACCUUCAGAAGGUCAUGUCCAACCAAACCAUCGGGGUUCCUGGAUCAAGAUACAUGCCAAACAAGAGCAAUAAGGAGAUGUGGAGAUUAGAGAAAGAGAUAAAAUCAAUGAUAUUAUCAGUGGUGAAACAUCGAGUUGAAGCUUCUUAUGAGAGGGACCUUUUACAAAUGAUACUGGAGAGUGCCAAAAAUUACAGUGAUGGCGAUAGCCUAACUUUAGGAAUAACUCGGGACAAGUUCAUUGUGGAUAACUGCAAGAACAUAUACUUUGCUGGCCAUGAGACCACUGCCAUUGCAGCGUCAUGGAGUUUGAUGCUUUUAGCUGCGAAUCCAGAAUGGCAAGAUCGUGCUCGUGCUGAGGUGCUUGAAAUCUGCAGAGAUGGAGUUCCAAAUGCUGAUAUGCUUCAAAGCAUGAAAACACUUACCAUGGUGAUUCAAGAAACACUGAGGCUUUACCCACCAGCAGUGUUUGUAGGAAGGGAAGCCCUGGAGGAUAUGAAGCUCAAAAACAUUUUGGUACCAAAAGGAGUGAACAUUCAAAUUCCAAUCUCAAUGUUGCAUCAAAACCCCCAUAUAUGGGGCCCUGAUUCCCACAAGUACAAUCCUGAGAGAUUUCAGAAUGGAGUUCUCGAAGCUUCCAAAAUUCCUCAUGCCUAUAUACCAUUUGGACUCGGAAAUCGUGUUUGUGCUGGCCAACACUUGGCCAUGAUAGAGCUGAAGGUGAUUUUAUCUCUUAUACUAUCAAAGUUUUGCUUUUCUCUGUCACCAGCAUACCAACACUGCCCAGCUUUUAGGUUGGUUAUUGAACCUAAAGAUGGAGUUAGACUCCAUAUGAGAAGACUUCAACUUUGGUGAGAAAACUGACCAGACAGUUUGGAGCAGUAAUCAGUAUGUUAUUGGAUGUCCUUGUAGCUCAUAUAAAUAUGCUUUUUAUUCUCCUUGCUUUGUCAUGUAAACAACAAAAAAUGGAAAUUCACAAUUACUGUCUUUGUUGGCUCUCAUGCUUUAUUU
Molecule: messenger RNA, 1835 nt
Organism: Ziziphus jujuba (common jujube)
Lineage: Eukaryota; Viridiplantae; Streptophyta; Magnoliopsida; Rosales; Rhamnaceae
Product: cytochrome P450 714C2-like
Exons: 5
Coding region: 93-1679 (528 amino acids)
Molecular function (GO): iron ion binding; heme binding; monooxygenase activity
Source: RefSeq, a predicted model, not a curated record